Messenger RNA from Cyclospora cayetanensis, 1407 nucleotides. RefSeq names its product H/ACA ribonucleoprotein complex subunit 4. Gene Ontology annotation, cellular component: box H/ACA snoRNP complex. NCBI's taxonomy places the organism in Eukaryota, Apicomplexa, Conoidasida, Eucoccidiorida, Eimeriidae. Gene Ontology annotation, biological process: rRNA pseudouridine synthesis; mRNA pseudouridine synthesis; box H/ACA sno(s)RNA 3'-end processing. Gene Ontology annotation, molecular function: RNA binding; pseudouridine synthase activity. The record is from RefSeq and is a predicted model, not a curated record. Bases 1 to 1407 code for a protein of 468 amino acids. The transcript is spliced from 9 exons.
AUGGGAGAGAAGGAGAAGAAAAAAAACGCUGAGGCAGAGGGAUUUGUAAUUCAUCCCACUGGCAAUGCGCCCCCCAUUGACACAAGCAAAUGGCCUCUUCUCCUGAAAAAUUAUGACCGGCUCAACGUGCGAACCGGCCACUACACGCCCCUGCCUUUUGGCAGCAGCCCACUCGCUCGGCCGCUUCAGCAGCACCUUAAUUACGGCUCUCUGCUCCUCGACAAGCCAGCCAAUCCUUCCUCUCACGAGGUAGUCGCCUGGUUGAAAAAGAUUUUGCGGGUCGAAAAGACAGGCCAUAGCGGCACCCUCGAUCCAAAGGUUACCGGCUGUCUCCUUGUUUGCAUCAACAGGGCAACUCGUCUUGUCAAGAGCCAGCAGAGCGCCGGUAAGGAGUACGUGGCUGUUGCCCGCUUUCACUCCAAGCCGGAAAGCAAGGCGAAGGUUGCACGGGCCCUAGAGACGCUCACGGGUGCUCUGUUUCAAAGGCCGCCAGUAAUUUCUGCAGUAAAGCGACAGCUUCGCAUCAGGACGAUCUACGAAUCCGAAAUCUUGUCAUAUGAUGAAGACAGGCAUUUAUGUGUCUUCCGUGUCUCCUGUGAAGCUGGCACUUACAUUCGCACGCUGUGUGUGCACCUGGGGUUGCUUCUUGGCACGGGGGCACACAUGCAGGAAUUACGCCGAGUGAGAACUGGGAAUUUAAAAGAAGAUGGGAAUCUUGUUACCCUUCAUGAUGUUCUAGAUGCAAUGUAUGUUUACGACGCAUUCAGAGACGAAACCUAUCUGAGACGGAUCAUCUUUCCAUUGGAAAUGCUGCUCGUUGGCCUCCCGCGCAUUGUGGUCAAGGAUUCAUGCGUCAACGCGAUCUGCUAUGGCGCGAAACUCAUGAUUCCUGGCGUUCUGCGUUUUGAAAAUAAUAUAGAAGUGAACGAAGAGGUCGUCCUUAUGACCACCAAGGGCGAAGCAAUUGCACAUGGUGUUGCCCAGAUGUCCACUUCUGUAAUUGCCAGCGUGGAUCAUGGCGUGGUAGCGGCUGUGAAGCGCGUUCUGAUGGAUCGGGACACGUAUGCAAUGCGUUGGGGUUAUGGCCCUCGUGCGUCCGAGAAGAAGAAAAUGAUACUGGGAGGUCUUUUGGACAAGAAAGGACGGCCGAACGAAAAUACACCAAAGGAAUGGCUGAAAACAGAGGGCUUUCUUCCAAAGCUGACUGGGGAGCCGCAAGCCCCAGUGAUCAAAACGGAACGUGAAGAGGCUGCUGCGGAGGAGGAAGCUGAAUGCGGUGUCACUGAAAAGCCAAAAAAGAAGAGGCGUGUGGAAAGGGAGGGAGAUGUAGAUGAGGAGGAAGUAAAGGAAAAACCCUUAAAGAAACAUAAGAAGAAAAAGCAUCGAGACACAGAAGAGGCCGAUUAA